Messenger RNA from Porites lobata, 744 nucleotides. The record is from the annotation of a GenBank genome assembly. NCBI's taxonomy places the organism in Eukaryota, Metazoa, Cnidaria, Anthozoa, Scleractinia, Poritidae.
AUGACCACCAAGGAAUGCCUACCCUGUGUUUUAUGCUGUACAGAUGAUUGGAAAAUUGCCAAGAGAUGCAGAGGUGAUGAAGGUGAAAUUGCAAAGAAAUGCAAAUUUCAAAUUUCUUGGACCAAGGCGUGUUUUUCCUUAUUGGUGUCAUCCACUAUCGGUGAUGUAUCCAAGCCAAUAGAACACCAUUCAUCUGUGGUUGUUGUAACACCUUCAUCCCUUAUGAAACAGUCUUCCUUACACCCAACUGCCACAUCUUUACUGGAGAGGAUGACUGUGUCAAAAACAGUGCAGAUUAAGGCUACAUCCUUAAGCACUCCAGGACAUUCUAGAGAUAUUUCCCAUCAUAGUGUCAUAGUGACUAUUUUAGUUUCCUUAUUCAUAUUUAUUGUUUUGGGGAUGUUUGUCCUGAUUGUGGGCUGUGUAGUUAAGUAUUUUUUCAAAAAGUACAAGUCAAAGAAAGCAGUCGGAGCCAGCCAAAAUGAUAUGGAAGAAGGCACAGAAAAUGAUGAGAGAGAAUCUAGCCUGACUGGUAGUGUCAUUAUACCACUGCUGCCGGGCACUGAAGACCCAUAUGAAAUACCAUCAGUACCCUUGGAAAAUGAUAAAACAGGUGAAACUACAGAUUUUUCCAAAAAUCUGCCAUCUAGUGCCGAUCAAGAAGGGCAAGGAGUCAAUGUACAGAUAGACAAAGGAAUUCCAACAUCCCUUGACAUUGAACCAAGAAGUAAAGGUAAGGCAUAG